Molecule: messenger RNA, 426 nt
Organism: Aureobasidium namibiae CBS 147.97
Lineage: Eukaryota; Fungi; Ascomycota; Dothideomycetes; Dothideales; Saccotheciaceae
Exons: 2
Coding region: 1-426 (141 amino acids)
Source: RefSeq, a predicted model, not a curated record
AUGUCGUCUUCCAGUCAUCUUUUGAUCGCACCGAGUGCAGAGCUUCUCGCAAUCACCAAGUACCGCGAGUCCAUGGCUCUGCAAAACCUGGAGACCAGUAGAUGCAUGUCGACCGCCGAGGCCAUCAUGGCCAGCCGACACAAGGGUGCAUGCGAUGAGGCUCUUCGAUUGGCCCCACCCUCCUUCACCGACUCGCCGGUGCUGCUUGCCACCUUCAACAGCUACAACCAUGACUACGAGCUGGACAUUCCCGAGGAAGUGGUUGCUCACGCUUCUAGUUUCUGGUGUGCCUACCGCGACAGAUCACCGAUUCUUCGAAGAGUAGAGCGCGUGGCUCAGGUCUGCAAACCUCCUGAAGUCUCUUACGCUCUCCUUGCGGAGCUUCAGAUGGACUCUUUGCUGCUGAGGAAUUGCAUGAAGGUUUGA